Molecule: messenger RNA, 2624 nt
Organism: Eurypyga helias (sunbittern)
Lineage: Eukaryota; Metazoa; Chordata; Aves; Eurypygiformes; Eurypygidae
Product: phosphatidylinositol phosphatase PTPRQ-like
Exons: 20
Biological process (GO): protein dephosphorylation
Molecular function (GO): protein tyrosine phosphatase activity; protein binding
Source: RefSeq, a predicted model, not a curated record
UUCCUAGUGCUCCCAGGGAUAUUGUUUUUUCCAACGUACAAUCAACGAGUGUGACCUUGAAUUGGAGAUCACCGAAGUCUAUCCUUGGCUACUUUCAAAACUACAAGGUUACCACACAGCUACAAUCCAUCCACUGCAGUGACUGGGAAACGAAGGAAUGUAUCGAACAUGAGAUGCAUCAAUAUUUAUAUGAAAAUAUGGUGGAUGGCCGGAUAGAAGAGACAGUGUAUGGACUGAAAAAAUACAGAUGGUACAGAUUUGCAGUUGCUGCCAGUACGAAUGUUGGUUAUGGCAGUUAUUCACCUUGGAUUUCUACACAAACACUUCCUGGAUCUCCAGAUGGUCCUCCAGAAAAUGUGACUGUUUUAGCUACAUCUCCUCACAGUAUUAAUGUCAGCUGGAAUGAACCUCUCAUCAUUACUGGACCCACUUGCUACCUCAUAGACAUUACCUCAGUAGAUAAUGACAAUUAUAAAGCUCAGUUUCUGAAGACAAAUGAUGAGACUAAAUUCUUAGAAAUUUCUGAUUUAAAAGCAUUUACAAGGUAUUCUGUAGCAAUCACUGCUUUUACAGGGGAUGUUAAUGCUGCACUCAUUGAAGGCACAGCUAGUUCUCCAGUAAUUGUCUCCACUUUUGAAGCAGUGCCUGAAGACCCACCCAACAACAUAACGUUUCAGAAGAUACCAGAUGAAGUAACAAAGUUCCAAGUAACUUUUGUGCCACCAUCUGAACCAAAUGGAAAUAUUCAGGUGUAUCAAGCCAUGGUGUACAAUGAAGAUGACCCCGCUGCCAUCCGGAUCCACAACCUUAGUGUCAUUGAUAAAACAGAUCAGUCAGUCACUGCAAUGAUAGAAGGACUAAAAGGGGGACAUACCUACAAUGUCAGCGUGUAUGCAAUUAAUGGUGCUGGUGCAGGUCCAAAAAUUCAAUUAAAAAUAACCAUGGAUAUCAAAGAACCACCACGGCCUAAAAAGAAACCAACACCAGUUUAUGAUACCAAUGGGGCACUACUCGUCACAGCCACAACAAUUACGAUCAGAAUGCCAAUAUGUUAUUACAGUGAUGAUCAUGGCCCUAUCAAGAAGAUACAAGUUCUUGUUGUGGAAGCUGGAGCUCAACAUGAUGGGAACGUUACUAAGUGGUAUGAUGCCUACUUCAACAGACCAAGGCUGUAUUUUACAAAUGAAGGCUUUCCAAACCCACCAUGUAUAGAAGGAAAAGAAGAUCUGAGUGGCAAAGAAGAGAUAUAUGUUAUAGGUGCUGAUAGUACAUGUAUGAUACCAGGCAGUCAAGACAAAAUAUGUAAUGGCCCAUUGAAACCACGAAAGCAGUACCUGUUUAAGUUCAGAGCAACUAACGUUAAAGGACAGUUUACAGAUUCUGACUAUUCUGACCCUGUCAAAACUUUAGGUGAAGGACUGUCAGAAAGAUCUGUAGAAGUUAUCCUUGCUGUUACUUUGUGUAUACUUUCAGUUGUUCUUUUGGUGGCUGCUGUAUAUGCUUUUGCAAGGAUUCGGCAAAAGCAAAAAGAGGGAGGCACAUACUCCCCACGAGAUGCUGAAAUUAUUGACACUAAGUUUAAACUGGAUCAGUUGAUCACAGUGGCAGACCUGGAGCUGAAGGAUGAGAGAUUUACACGGUUACUUAGUUAUAGAAAAUCCAUCAAGCCAAUAAGCAAGAAAUCUUUCCUACAACAUGUUGAAGAGCUUUGCACAAACAACAACCUAAAGUUUCAGGAAGAAUUUUCGGAACUUCCCAAGUUUCUUGAAGACCUCGCUUCAACUGAUGCUGAUCUGCCAUGGAACAGGUCUAAGAAUCGUUUCCCAAACAUAAAGCCAUAUAAUAACAACAGAGUAAAGCUGAUGCCUGAUGCUGGUAUUCCCGGAUCUGACUACAUUAAUGCCAGCUAUGUGUCUGGUUAUUUAUGUCCAAAUGAGUUUAUUGCAACUCAGGGACCAUUACCAGGAACAGUGGGAGAUUUCUGGAGAAUGGUGUGGGAGACGAGAGCAAAAACACUUGUGAUGCUUACGCAGUGUUUUGAAAAAGGACGGAUAAGAUGUCAUCAAUACUGGCCAGAAGAUAAUAAACCAGUUACUGUGUUUGGGGAUAUAGUGAUUACUAAAUUGAUGGAAGAUAUUCAAAUAGACUGGACCAUCAGAGAUCUAAAAAUUGAAAGGCAUGGAGACUGCAUGAUGGUACGGCAGUGUAACUUUACUUCUUGGCCAGAACACGGAGUCCCUGAAACAACCGCACCAAUUAUCCAUUUUGUAAAACUUGUCCGUGCAAGUCGAGCACAUGAUAGUACGCCGAUGGUGGUUCACUGCAGUGCUGGCGUUGGAAGAACAGGUGUCUACAUUGCGCUUGACCAUUUAACCCAACAUGUUAAUGACCAUGAUUUUGUGGAUAUCUAUGGACUUGUAGCUGAGUUAAGAAGCGAAAGAAUGUGUAUGGUACAGAAUCUGGCACAAUAUAUAUUUUUGCAUCAGUGUGUAUUGGAUCUGUUGACCAGCAAGGGAAGUAGUCAGCCCAUAUGUUUUGUAAAUUACUCAGCACUGCAAAAGAUGGACUCUCUGGAUGCCAUGGAAGGUGAUGUGGAGCUUGAAUGGGAAGAAACUACCAUGUAA